UUUCUCCUGCUAUUGUAACAAAUUUUCGUUGGUGUGUUCAUUUUAGGCGCAAUACAAUCGUCUAUGACAGAUUGAAUACAUUAAAACCUUUAUACAGACCCCACAGUUGUCGCAUACAGAUCGAAAAUUGGUAUGUGAGGAAAACGUUGUUUAGAGUGGCUAAGCACCCCAAAACGCACCUCGUUCACCCACCCGUGUUCAUGUGACAACACACCUGUCUUUAAUGAAUCUUAAUGGCGUCCAUGGAGAUAAAGGACAUUUAAAUGACUUCAUCUGUCCAGCUGUGUAGGUUGAACAAACAAAAUGGCAACGUACGGCGACGAGCCAGUCGAUAGCUAUUUCUAUUCAUCUUACAACCCUUAUUACGCGAGCAGGUACCGGCCCAAAGACGCAUCGUGGAAGUACAAAAGUUACCUGUCUCACUAUGGCGACUCAUCGGAAGCCUUCAACAACCAGCAGCGCGCUCAGCUCAAGUCCAUCCUGUCGCAGAUCAACCCCAAGCUCACGCCUAGGCUCCGCAAGGCCAAUACCAAGGACGUGGCAGUGCAGGUGAACCCCAAGAGGGACGCCUCGGUGCAGUGCUCGAUCGGGCCGCGCACUCUCGUCGCCUUGAAGCGAGACGUCCGGCGCAAGAAGGCAUCAGAGGGGUCCUCGACCACUGACGAGAGUGGUAGCCCCAAGGCGGCGGUUCGAUACCCGCGGACCUUGGCGCUGUACUCCCCCAUAGCCUACCGGAACAUCACGUACUUCCUGGCGGAGGACAAGGACUCUCCGUCCGGGGAGGCUCUGGUUAAGCGGGCAGAGGAGGUCGAAGAAGCUGUCAGGGUGGACGCCCGGAAGGACGAGGCCGAGCAGGUAGAGUUCAAACGGAACAGCGAGGAGGCACGGCCCGCCGAAGAGGGGUCAAAGGGCAAAGUCAUGGAGGAGGGGUCAAAGGGCAAAGCACGCGUACGGUUCCAGUUUCUGGAGCAGAAGUACGGCUAUUAUCACUGCAGAGAAUGCAAUCUGAGGUGGGAGAGUGCCUACGUGUGGUGCGUUCAGGGCACCAACAAGGUUUACUUCAAACAGUAUUGCAGGAAAUGCCAAAAGGAGUUCAAUCCGUACCGGGUGGAGGACAUCACCUGUCACACCUGCAACAAAGCCCGCUGCUGCUGCUCUGUGACGCAGCGCCACGUGGACCCCAAACGGCCGCACCGCCAGGACUUGUGUGGCCGUUGCAAAGGCAAGCGACUCUCCUGCGACAGCACAUUCAGCUUCAAGUACAUCAUAUGAGCCAUACUUGAACUUUGGGGCCAAACCGCAACACUCGGCAAAUUUAUAUUGUUUCAGUGCUUUUGUUUCACGUUUUGUUGCAGACACUGAUGGCAUCACCAGUAAUAAAAUGGCUACUUUGCACUCCUUGGAGGCAUAAGUCCAUUACUUUCAGCUGGGUGGUUAGAAAUGUGCCGUGGUAGACGACCUAUCCCACUAUGCACGGAUGCAAUCUGUGCCAUUCAACAGCUCAAUUGAAACUUAUGUCUUAAAAAAUGUUAAUCAAAAUGUAAAUUGAUACCAAUUUGUCACGUUAUUUUUGGAAAACUCCCGAGAGGGGAUGCUGCUCCGCUUACAUGUUGUAAUUAAUCUUAA
Messenger RNA from Dunckerocampus dactyliophorus (ringed pipefish), 1626 nucleotides. It is a transcript of the gene zar1, whose product is annotated as zygote arrest 1. NCBI's taxonomy places the organism in Eukaryota, Metazoa, Chordata, Actinopteri, Syngnathiformes, Syngnathidae. The transcript has 4 exons. Gene Ontology annotation, molecular function: mRNA base-pairing post-transcriptional repressor activity. Bases 304 to 1272 code for a protein of 322 amino acids. Gene Ontology annotation, cellular component: cytoplasm. Gene Ontology annotation, biological process: translation. The record is from RefSeq and is a predicted model, not a curated record.